Neolamprologus brichardi is the source of this 550-nucleotide messenger RNA. The record is from RefSeq and is a predicted model, not a curated record. Lineage: Eukaryota; Metazoa; Chordata; Actinopteri; Cichliformes; Cichlidae.
AUUCAAUCCUUCCUCUUAGACCGUCUGAACCUUCCCAGUGUGCUGGUUUUGAAUAGCUGUGGGAUCAGCAGGUCAGGGGACCAGGCUGAGAUUGCUGCCUUCUGUGCUCAUGUCGUGGAGCUGGACCUGUCUCACAACAAGCUGCAGGAUUGGCAUGAGAUUAGUAAAAUUGUUUCUAACAUCCCCAACCUGGAAUUCCUCAACCUGAGCUCAAACCCGCUGGCAGGAAUGACCCUUGAGCCACGGUGGGCUGAAGCCUUCUCCAGCGUGCGACGCCUUGUCCUCAACAACACUCAGGUGUCCUGGGACACUGUGCUGCUGCUCACUCGAGAAAUACCAGAGUAAGAAGAACAGCUACCCUAAGCUGGGUGUAACUCCAAGCACACACAGCAUUGCUUUAUUUCACUUCAUCUCACUAUGACUAGCACAACACCUUCCUUAUCCAUAACUAACACUGAUAAAUCACUGAAUGCAUUUGAUGAUGGCAGUUUAACCAAAUGAUAACAAACAUAUUUUCUUACUUACUCCAUGAGCCGUGCUUCCAUGUUUU